GCGGUGGUGUUGGUGACAGUUGUCCGGGACAGAGCCCUACUGUAGACAGUAAGUCGUCUUCCUACCGUCGUCACACCGUGCAGCACCGCACCGACCACCGUCUCAGUAGAAUGCCUCCGAACAAUGAGCUUCAGAGCGAGACGAUCCUGAACUCGUCGGUGGAGCCGGUGGUGGUAGAGCCUCCCGCCAAGUUGGAGGAAUACAAGCCGAGACUGAUCUGGCUCAACAUCAUCUCCAUUAGCCUCUUUCACCUGAUCGCCCUGUACACCGUCAUCUUUGAUCUCUACAAGUUCAGAUUGAUCAGCAUUAUAUAUGGGUACAUAGUGGGCCAGAUCGGCGGGUUCGGCGUGACAGGAGGCGCACACAGGCUAUGGGCGCAUCGGUCCUACAAAGCGAAAUGGCCUCUCAGGGUUAUACUGCUCAUCUGCUACUCCGUAGCUGGCCAGAACACAGUGUACGACUGGGUGCGAGACCACAGGGUACACCACAAGUUCAGCGAGACGGACGCCGACCCCCACAACUCCAAUAGAGGAUUCUUCUUCGCCCACGUGGGCUGGCUGAUGCAGCGCAAACACCCGGAGGUCUUGCGGAAGGGCGCUCAGGUCGACAUGUCCGACAUCCUUGCCGAUCCUCUUGUUACAUUCCAUACUAAGCAUUUUACUCUAAUAAAGAUAGUGUUCUGCUUCAUCCUGCCCACACUGAUCCCGAUCUACUGCUGGGGCGAGGACCCGAGGCUGAUGAUCCAGGGGAUGGUGUUUGUUCGGUACGUGAUGGGUCUCAACUUCACCUGGCUGGUCAACAGCGCCGCGCACAUCUACGGCAACAAGCCUUACGACAAGAGGAUAAAGCCGUCCCAGAACCUAUCGGUGUCCUUGGUGGCCAUGGGCGAGGGAUGGCACAACUACCACCACGUGUUCCCCUGGGACUACAAGGCGGCAGAGUUGGGUAAUUACCGCGCCAACUUUACCACCUUCUUCAUCGACAUGUUCGCCAAGAUAGGCUGGGCUUACGACCUGAAGACCGCCUCCCCCUCAAUGGUCGAAAGAGUGAUAACCAAGCAUGGAGACGGGACUCAUCCCACCCACGAGCAUCCCCAUCCGGAGUAGCCAUCCUUCCACGUGCUUUACGACAAGUGCAGGAUAUUGUGUGACUUUCUGCUUUUGUCUUUCCAAUGUCUUUCAUACGACCGGGAUUGUCUCUAUAAAGUGCAAUAGGCUUAAAACACUGUAACAUGUAAAAUAUACUCUUAAGAGUCGGAUGUAGUGAAACGUUCUUGAGUUUUGUCACAUAAAACAUUAUUUUUAAACCUCAAAUAUUCUUUCUGCCUUAUUUAUGGUCGUAGGGUUGUACAGAAUGUCUGAUUUUUUAAAAUAUAAUACGAGUAAACACGCAUCAAAAUGAUUUUCGAUGUUUUUGUAAAGUUUAUACUUUUUGAAUGUUUAAACGACGACAUACAAAAAAGUUUGAAAUUCGAAGUAACCAAUAACAAUUUUUAAUAAACUAAGUAUUUGGGUGCGUAUUAAUAUUUUCAAAAUUAGAUAUCUGCCACAACUCUAUUGCCGUAAUAAGAACGUAAAAGUGUUAAACACAAUAGAAACAUAAACAUUGUUUUUAAAGAGGUAAAAUCAACUUUAAAAUGUUAUAGUAUUUAAGAAAAUUACUUCUCUCUUCUUAUAUUUUUAGUUCUCUGUCUGUUAAAAUGUAUAUAACCAUAGGUCGAGAUUGUGCACUAUCGUGAACAUCAGAAUUUAAAAUUAGUUGUUCUAUAAUCAUUUAGUGAAGAUCAAUACAGUUAUUUAUAGCCAGGUUUCUAUUUAUUUAUUAAACCGUGUUUUAGAGGUAAAUUAGCAUUUACAGUAUAAUAAUCUUUUUAUUUAGUAGAGGUAAUAUUGGAUAUAAGAGGUAGGUUAUGGUUAUAAAGUCUAGUACACUAGAACAAAAUGCUAAUUUUAGGAUUACUAAAUUUAAUGCAUUGCCAAGCAAUAUUACUUGGGAUAACCUAUUUCUAUCAAAAUAACUAGAUUCAGUUCAUUUUAGGAAUUUUUCUAGGAUGAUAUUAUGAAAGGCAAGCCUUAGGACAGAAGCAAUUGUCAACAUUGGCAAGGCAUGUACACUGAGUGGUAGAAAGGUCUGAAUACAUCUUAAUAACUGCAAGAUGGGUUUUAAAAGUUAAUUUCACAAGAGGGGUCGAUUUAAUAUACUAGUAAAAACUGUUCUCAUACUACCAUAGAGACUCUUUUUUAUCUCCUGAAAGAAAAUACUUAUGAGAAAUUUUAAAUGCAACUGAUUAAUAGUUCAAGUAGAACCCAUUUCAGAGAACAAUCGCCUACGAUCUGAUUCAAAAAUACAUGUUGAGCUUUCAGUUAAUUAUUUGAAAGUUAUAUUUAAUGCACUCAACAAUUUUAAAGCAUCUCCAAUUUUCCAAUGUCGUCCAAAAAUCAUUCUGGUUAUCCUUUAGGAAGGUGUUUUAAAUUAUUUGCACUUGACCUGUAAUUCUAUUACCUUUUGACAUCUCUAGUGUCGUCCUCUGAAGAGAAAAAAAUCAUUAAUUCCUAAUAGAAAGAGGGUUUUGAUACAUUAUGAUGUACGGCUAUAUGUCUAUUUAGUAGAAAAUAAAAAAUGUUAGUGAUAUUCAGGCUGUUUUACCACCACUAGUAUGCUGGUUAUCAAUUUUAACAUGAAAUACAUUGCUAUUAUUUAUAUUAUAGAAAGAUUAAAUUUACAAACCAAAUUGGCUUCUCUUAAUUUUCUUAUUUAAGCGUAAUAAUUACAGUACAUAAUUUUCAGUAAACGUAAAGCUCUAUUAAAAAAUAACUGUCACGAAAAAUAAAAUCAUACAUUAAGAAAAUAUGUAUAUAUACACACAAUAUACAGUAUGAUGUUGAAUAAGUAUUUUUUUAGUUGCUUAUAAGUAUUGUAUUUUUAAAAGUAGCAAUGUAGGUUUUCGCCGCUUUGAAAUGAGUAACAUAAGCCUUAAACUGAAAGCACACACAUUUUGUCACUUGUAUAUAAAUUUUCUAUUUCUACUAAGAUUAGCUUUCAAUGAUAUGAAACCAAUUUUGUUACCAAUAGUAGUAUGUAGUAGUAGUAUGGAUAUAAUAUAAACAAACCAUACCGUUUGUAAUUAGUAAGAAUAAUGCCUUUUUAUAUCUAUGUAAAUUAUUUAGCGCUAAGUAGCUAAGUUUUUCUUUGCUCGUGAUAAGCCUACUUUCCUUGUCAUAAAAAACAACCAGGGAACAAGGAAGUAUUGUAUAUAAUUAUUUAUUUAGUGUAAUUGACUGAAAAUAUUAUCUAUGAGACUGUUUUAUUCAAAACGUAAAUAAUAAAUAAUUAACAUUUCAAAUAAUUUAAAAUUUAAAAUACACAUUUGACUUCUAAUAAAAUUGAAAAAUAGUUUUACUCUUAUUAUAAGUCAAAAGUACCGCACAAUAAUUAAGUAUUCGCUAACAGCUACUUCCUUGGUUAAAAAUAAACUUUAUGUAUUUAGUUAAA
This is a messenger RNA of Homalodisca vitripennis (glassy-winged sharpshooter), 3492 nucleotides long. RefSeq names its product acyl-CoA Delta-9 desaturase-like. The transcript is spliced from 6 exons. Lineage: Eukaryota; Metazoa; Arthropoda; Insecta; Hemiptera; Cicadellidae. The record is from RefSeq and is a predicted model, not a curated record. Bases 111 to 1106 code for a protein of 331 amino acids. Gene Ontology annotation, cellular component: endoplasmic reticulum membrane. Gene Ontology annotation, biological process: unsaturated fatty acid biosynthetic process. Gene Ontology annotation, molecular function: iron ion binding; stearoyl-CoA 9-desaturase activity.